Annulohypoxylon truncatum is the source of this 1240-nucleotide messenger RNA. RefSeq lists its product as uncharacterized. The transcript has a single exon. The record is from RefSeq and is a predicted model, not a curated record. The coding region runs from base 210 to 896 and encodes 228 amino acids. NCBI's taxonomy places the organism in Eukaryota, Fungi, Ascomycota, Sordariomycetes, Xylariales, Hypoxylaceae.
AAAUAUGGGAGUAUUCUAGAGUAAAAAAGACACAAGCCACGCUCGGGUUGCCUUAUACCUUACCAGUAUUAAUACACUUGCUUCCACUUAGUCAAAAGAACUCGCUCAGCUCCUCUUAAGUACAGCGUUUUGCUGUUCUUCUGCGAAAGUCUCACUUUCCAACCAAUAAAAUUGGUUUUUUUUUUCGCUGAAACGUCCCCAACGCCGUCAUGUCGUCGCUUAAUCCAUGGGUCCCGGGGACGGCACUCGAAGUCAACGUGACAAUGCGUCUAUGCGAGCCACCUAAGCUCUUUUGCCCUCUCUGUUCUAAGCCGUACACUAGAACCAGGGAUCUCAUGAAACAUAUAUUGUGGCCAGACAAGCAGCACUCGAAAACGCCAUGCGUCCCCUUCGCGGAAGGUUCACAGGGACCUGUCCAGGCCUUUGACUCGGUGAAUCACGGUUUCAGUAACCCGGGCCUGCCCCAACAGCAGGGCCAGAACAGAGCUUUCAGUCUUGACAGCAGCUUCCCUCACAUUGCCCCAUCCACUCCAAACUUGAUUCCAAACUCGGUGGUAUUUGGUCCGAACGAACCGGCUGCGCUUCAGGGGGGGACAUACGGGACCGUUUCUCAGCAACCUCCUCAGCAAUCGGUGUUCUAUCCAUCAUAUGGAACGCCUACUCCUGGGGGAAACAUGUACCCUAUGGCUCCAUCCCCUUAUGCUACCGCGGGGAGCCUGAACGAGAUUCUCACGACCACUAUUUCGCAAGACGAGUCGGCCGCUAAUCCAGUUGGUUCAGGCAGCAAUUACAGUGCCGACGACGCCGAGCCCGAUGGAUCGGGAGGAAAUUCUUCAUCGACCUGGGAAGGUUACGAUACAUCGAAGUAUUCAUCGGCCUGGGACAGACAAUUUUAACAAAGCUAACCUGUCGAGGGCGAGACCAGUUGCUAUCCACCUGAAUCUAAAUAUUAGUUUGUGGGAAUGGAUAUCAAUUGGCAACUCACGUGGUACGCAGGAGUUCUGAAGAGGUGGAGAGUAGGUGUGGAUGUUUGCAAGAGUGACGGGAUGAGAGGAACGAGACAUGACUUUAAACAUUGCUUUUUAGGGAGAAGAUUAGAUUUUCUGGAUUAGUUUAGUAAACUGAAGUUGAGACAUUCGUUACCCAAGUGUCCCGUUCCGUCCACGUUCAACCGGCUUGAUAAACCGUCAGCUAAGAACUCGCGCAAGGGGAUAGAUGCCUGUGAAGGCCAAUUAUUCUU